This is a messenger RNA of Aspergillus ruber CBS 135680, 426 nucleotides long. RefSeq lists its product as uncharacterized. Bases 1 to 426 code for a protein of 141 amino acids. The transcript has 3 exons. Lineage: Eukaryota; Fungi; Ascomycota; Eurotiomycetes; Eurotiales; Aspergillaceae. The record is from RefSeq and is a predicted model, not a curated record.
AUGUAUCACAGUGCUCUCGUUGUUCACAAGUCCGAACAAGCCUUCGGUUCCUACACCAUCAAACAACUUCCUAGCGACGAUGUUUUCGUGACCAGACGUCUCUCAGGCACCACUCGCGUGCCGCUUCAUACUACUGUCGGUGCUUUUACGGUCUCCGGCUCCAUUGACACGGUCUCCCUGGAAGCAACAGUGGCCGUGGAUAUUUCCGGAAUCAACCUAGGCCUAUUCUAUGGAAAACCAAGCAGCGGAUUCCGGGUCGAUAUUGAGCUGGAGAUCUUCAAGGGAAGUGUUGAGGUUGAAUUGAAUGCCUUUGAUGAGGUAUGGCUUCACAUCAGGCCAGCUGGGAAGACAUCCAAAGAUACAGCGGAGGGCUCUAUUACGCAUCUAGCAAACUUGCCGAGUCUUGCUUGUGCGCCUUGGGUGUAG